Messenger RNA from Neurospora hispaniola, 532 nucleotides. RefSeq lists its product as uncharacterized. NCBI's taxonomy places the organism in Eukaryota, Fungi, Ascomycota, Sordariomycetes, Sordariales, Sordariaceae. Bases 229 to 507 code for a protein of 92 amino acids. The transcript has a single exon. The record is from RefSeq and is a predicted model, not a curated record.
AAUAGCUGUUAAUCAAUAGCUUAUUUUAGUUAGGUACUUCUAUUCGGAACCGAUGGUCUGCCUUUCACGACUCGCUUCCUCAACGCCAUGCCACUUAACACCUUUAUAAGUUCUAGCCAUUCUACCCACAAGCAAAGGGUCCAGCAUUCUCCUGUUCCAGGGUCCAGAUCGGCUCGACUGGAUCCACACUUGCAACCUAACAUGGCUGCCAGGAACCGAGUGCCUUGAAUGCCUCGGAUCGAUACGACGCACGACAUGGCCAAUGCCAGCGAUACACACACGAAGAAUCUGACCUAUAUGAAGCGCCCAUCAUACCUCCCCAAGUCUGCCCUCAUCUUCCCCAUCCUCCUCAACCUCCUUUCCAGAUCCUGUUGUGGUCCCUGUUGCUGUUGCUCUGAUACCGGUAAUGCUGCCGGUCCAGGCCCGUACUCUCUCCCUUGUCCUUGUAAUCCUGAUACCGAGAUCCGUCUCUGCUGCUGCUGCUGCUGCUGCUGCCCCCUGUCAUAAACACCACCACUGCCGCCACCACCCC